AUGCGUUUCUCCCAAUUCUUCCUCCCCCUCGCUAUCGCCCCUCUGGCACUGGCUGCCCCCGAACCCGCUCCAGUUCCCAACCCCGUUGCUGCACCCGCACCCGACAGCACCGGCCUACUAUCAGAGCUCCCAACCAUUCUGAGCGCUGUCGAGGAGCUCCUCAGUCAGGAUACUCUCACCAAGCUGGGGACUAUCAUUGACGGAGCGGCCAAGUUGCUGUCCUCGGAUAAUAUCGACGUGUUGCAGGAUAUUCUGGGCAAUGCACACACCUUGUUGACGAAGGAGUUUGUGGAUAAUACGACUACUCUUAUUGGGGAUGCUACGCCGCUUGUGGAGGAUGUUUCUAAACUUCUGGGUGGUGUGCUGGGCUCACUAUAA
Molecule: messenger RNA, 378 nt
Organism: Penicillium cataractarum
Lineage: Eukaryota; Fungi; Ascomycota; Eurotiomycetes; Eurotiales; Aspergillaceae
Exons: 2
Coding region: 1-378 (125 amino acids)
Source: RefSeq, a predicted model, not a curated record